This is a messenger RNA of Arabidopsis lyrata subsp. lyrata, 2045 nucleotides long. RefSeq lists its product as uncharacterized. Lineage: Eukaryota; Viridiplantae; Streptophyta; Magnoliopsida; Brassicales; Brassicaceae. The record is from RefSeq and is a predicted model, not a curated record. Bases 496 to 1842 code for a protein of 448 amino acids. The transcript has 8 exons. Gene Ontology annotation, molecular function: protein binding.
UCUUCCUUUUACCAAAUCCGCCAUUGAAGAAGAAGAAGAGAGAGAGAGAGAGAAGAGAACUACUCAGAUAUAAAAACCCUAGAUUUCUUCUCUAAAACCCACAUCGAAUCUCAACUCAGAACCAACAAUGCUCCAACCUUUCUCGAGAACUUUCUUGGUUUAGGAAUCCUUGUUGAAUCAGAGAGAAAGCAUCCAUUUUUUCAUCAUUGCUUGCUUGCUUGCUAUGGAAUUGGGUAAAUCUCGAUUCUAUUUGUGCAAUUGCUUUUCUCCUGUUAGGUUUUCCGAUUAUUCUUUAGCUGGAAGUGAUUAUCCAGACGCCAUAUCCAUGAAUUUGAUUCCCAAACCUUCUUCUUCUAUUGUUUCUUCUUGUAUCAUCAUCUCUGAAGAUUCUUCGUAUCUUUCGAUUCGAUGCUUAUAGACUUCAAUCUCUCUUCCAAAUCUUGAAACGAUUUUCUUCCAAAAAUCUCCCUUUUCUCUCUCCCAAUCACUCAAACAAUGUUGUGUGCAUCAUCUUCGUUUGCUCUUUUGGGUCCUGCUUCUUCAGCUAUGGCUUCUUCACCAGUUUCCAGAUUUCUUGGAUUUGGUCAUCAUACUACUCUCAGGUAUGAUCUUGAUCAACGUCGUCGUCGUUGUUCUGGACUUGAAAAGAAGAUCCCUUUUCCUCGGAAUAGGACUGCCUCAGCUUCUGCUUAUCCUCUCUUUCUCAGUCAGCUUAAUAAAGACUCACCACCAAGACCCAAAAAUUACCAAGAGGUCACUAAGUCAGCCCGGCAAAUGUUUGCUCGAGAAAUCUCUAUCCAAUCGAAAGACAAUGAAAUUUCGAUUGCAAAGGUUCUUUUCUACAUUGCUGCUGAAGAUGAAGCCUUCUUGGCUAUAAACCGAGAGAGGGAUGCUCAGUCACUCAUGAAAGAGAGGGAAAGUGUCCAAGAUCAGUCUGAUCCGAGUGAGACAGAUUCUGAGGAGCUAUUGCAGUUAGAUGGAAAGAGUAUAUCUGAGUGGGUGAGUGAAAUAGAUGCAAUUUCCAAAGAUGUAGAGGCAGAAUUAGUCUCACGAGAUAUCGGCUGCCACUUGGUUCAAGUUCUUGAAGCUGUAAAUACAGUUCUCUUCGAUCUGAGAGGCUUCAAGAGGACAUCUAUUACUUUAGACCCGGAGAAUUCCUACCUUCACUCUGUACUUAACUGUAGAUGCAGCACUGCAUUUCUGAUUAGUGUAAUAUACAUUGAAGUUUGUAAGCGCCUCAAUGUGCCAAUUGUUGGAUCUCCAGUUGGGGAAGAUUUUCUGAUUUGGCCUAAAACAGAGUAUCCUGAGGAACUCUUUAAAGCCACUUCAGGACAGAGCUUGUUCUCUAUUGUCAAUGGAAGUUGCGUUGAUGAUCCUGGAUCAAUGGCAUCAGACUUAACCGCAAAAUCACUUCAAGACCUUGACAUCGCAACAAAUAGAGACAUUAUAGGGAUUGCUCUUGCCAAUUUGAUUAGGCUUCACUGGAGACGUGCUUCGAAGUCAUCCCGUGGACUAAUGCUGACUUCUCCUCUUAGUCAACUUAACAACAUCAGUAGUUCUAAUUUCCCAUUGUUGCGGCCUCAAGAUCUUAGGUUGGCUAUUGCGGCUGCAGAAAGGUUGUUGAUUUUGCAACCUCAUAACUGGGCACUUCGCAGAGACCUUGGUAUGAUGCUGUACUACGACAGGCAAUAUGGAGAGGCGGUACAAGAGCUGAGCAUAUGUAUGGCCUUUGCUCCUCCUGAAGAAGAAGCUGUGUUGGAGCCAUUUGUAGAGAGACUUCAUCUACUUCGUCUCAUAUCUUCAUUGAAGCCUCUUGGCUCUGAUCGCUUGACCGUUCCUUGACGUCUCUCUCUCUCUCUCUCUCUCUCUCUCUCUCUCUCUCUCUACUCCAUUUGUAAAUUCACUCUCUUUCUUUCUCGGUGUCUCUGUUGUGUUUGAAGAACCUUUGUAGUAGGAGACUUGGAGCUUUGUUGUUUGUUGUAGUAACUCUACUGUUGUUUUCUGAUCAGAUCUAAUGGAUUUGGGCCUCCAGCUAAAUUUUGACU